Molecule: messenger RNA, 4162 nt
Organism: Leucoraja erinaceus (little skate)
Lineage: Eukaryota; Metazoa; Chordata; Chondrichthyes; Rajiformes; Rajidae
Product: glycoprotein endo-alpha-1,2-mannosidase-like
Exons: 5
Coding region: 618-1988 (456 amino acids)
Cellular component (GO): Golgi apparatus
Molecular function (GO): alpha-mannosidase activity
Source: RefSeq, a predicted model, not a curated record
GGGAGCCACUGUCCCCGGGGAGCUGCACGGACGGACGGCCCGCUCGCUGCCGGGGCCGCGGAGGUUAUAAAUCCAUCUACACAAAUUACAUUUGCAGAGAAGGCCAUUUUUAACCUGAUGGGAUCUCCAGUUUGCACAUCUACAUGCUAUUGUCUCCUUUCAAAAUAAAGAAUUAAGUACCUGUCCGUAGAAACAGCAGCAAGUUUAUGAAGAUGUAACUGAUAAUCGCAACGUACAUAAGUACACUGGAAAUGAUUAGAAAAUAAUCUGUGCUAUGAUCCAGCUACAUGCAGCAAAACAAUUUCUUACAUUGCUUGAUUUCUGUGUUCCUAAAAAGCAUUAUCGCAAAUUUGAGACGUUUUUUUUUCUUUAACUUUUCAGAAAUGUUAAGAUUUUUGGUAUAGUCAACGAAAAAUCCUCUUUGACAAAUGGUUAAUUUGCAUGGUUUCAGAACUCUAAUUUUCUCCACCUACAACACAAAGCUCCGAAGUGUUUGAGACUUCCAAACGAGGUGGUGGUUUUUCUAUCAUUUUGGUAGUUAAACUAAUUUUUUUCUUGUGCUUGACGUAUAAUUAAAAUGUACUCGUGGAUAUAACCAGCAUUUUGAGCAUGUCAUCAUGGCUAGAUUUCGGAGAAAAAUGUGGAUCACAUUACUGCUCUUUCUUUUGUUUGUUUUUGGUGUCAUGAUGGGCUUGAAGACGCUGAGACCUGAAGGAGUCGGGUUUGUAGAUGGUGUAGGACUUGAAUUAUUGCCACAUCUUCGAUAUCGAGCUGAUCCCAGUAACCGGAAAUCAAAUAUCCCCAGUGCUGAAAAGCCAGCUGAAAGUGGAACUCUUCCUCGUAAUUCAAAAAUAGAAGGACUACAUAGCGUGACACGUGUUCCCACGUCUGAUGAAAAUCUUGACCAUUUUCCUGCAGUGAAUUAUGAUUUACAUGCAUUUUAUUACUCGUGGUAUGGAAAUCAACAGUUUGAUGGGAAAUACAUACACUGGAAUCAUCCACUGGUACCCCACUGGGAUCCUAAAAUAGCAAGCAGUUAUCCCAAAGGAAGGCAUAAUCCUCCUGAAGACAUAAGCUCCAAUUUCUAUCCUGAGUUAGGAGCUUAUAGUUCUAGAGAUCCAGCAGUCCUCAAUGCACACAUGAAGCAAUUCCGAGCGGCUGCAAUAGGUGUGGUGGCCCUGUCCUGGUAUCCACCUGGAUUGUUUGAUGAGAAUGGUGAGACCACAGACGGUCUAGUGCCGGCCAUACUGGAAGCUGCACAUAAAUAUCAGUUAAAGGUCACCUUCCACAUUGAGCCAUAUGAAGGAAGAGAAAAUAGUCUGUACAAUAAUUUGAAAUACAUCAUUGACAAGUAUGGGUCCCACCCAGCAUUUUACAGACGCAAAACCCACACUGGAAGAAACCUUCCAAUGUUUUACAUUUAUGAUUCGUAUUUAACAAGCCCAGGAUCUUGGGCCAACCUUUUCUCUAAGUCAGGAUCAAAUUCUGUUAGAAAUACUCAAUAUGAUGCACUAUUCAUUGCUCUAAUUGUUGAAGAGAAACAUAAAAAUGAAAUUAUUCAGGCUGGAUUUGAUGGAAUGUAUACAUACUUUGCAACAAAUGGAUUUUCCCAUGGUUCUUCUCAUCAAAACUGGCAAACAAUAAAAGAUUUCUGUGACGGCAAUAACCUUAUGUUUAUCCCAAGUGUAGGGCCUGGGUAUAUAGAUACCAGCAUUAGGGCUUGGAACAAUCAUAAUACAAGGAAUCGCGUCAAUGGCAAGUACUAUGACACUGCUUUCAGCACUGCCCUUCUAGUUCGUCCAGAAAUAAUCACCAUAACUUCUUUUAAUGAGUGGCAUGAAGGAACUCAGAUUGAAAAAGCAGUUCCUAAGAAGUCAAGUCAGAUAGUUUAUCUGGACUAUUUGCCUCAUAAACCAGGCAUCUACCUAGAGCUAUCUCGUAAAUGGGCAGAAAAGUUUCGCAAAGAGAAAGAACAGUGGCUGAUUUGAAUGUUUCUAGUCUACAGGAAUAAAAUAAUUUAGAAAGUUUACAAAUGGUAAAGUGGUAACUUAAAACCGUCCAAUUUUAUAUCAGAAGGCCUCCUUUACCUUAUUUAGCAUUGUUUAAACUGAGUGUCUACAAAUAGUUCAAUAAUAAAAAAGAGCCUGCAGGCACUAUGUCCAUUAAUGUUCAAAUAGUCAUGAGUAGUCCUUACCAUUCAGUCUCUCACUUGCCACAGCACAAUUUAAGCAUCUAUUCUAGACUUUACCGUAACAUUAUGUUUUGCUGAUACUGCAUGAGGACUUUAUCCAUUGGACUGAUAGUGACAUUUAAUUAUCAAAUUAUUUGAAUAAUAAACCUAUAAUUUCUUGUAAUACUUAAAACAGUGUCACAGCUGUUAGCUGCUGUUUCACAGAGCUAGAUACCCAGGUAUGAUCCUGAUCCUGGGUGUUGACUGCAGUGUUUGCACGUUCUCCCUGUGACCACUUUGGCUUCCACUGGGGACUCCAGUUUCCUCCCAACAUCCCCAAAACAUGUGUGUUUGUAGGUAAAGCGGCCUUUAUAACAUUAUGUAAGGAGUGGAUGAGAAAGUGGGGUAACGUGGAACUAAUGUAAACGGGUGAGCAAUGGUCAGCGUGGGCCAAAGGGCCUGUUUCCUUGCCAUAGAUCAGACAAUCUUUCAUUGAACUUUAUAGAUACAAAGUACUUCAGAUGCUAGUAUCUUGAGCAAAAAGCACAUAGUACUGGAGUAACUUGGCGUGUCAGAAGGGUCCUAACCCAAAACGUCAUCUUUCCAUGUCCUCAGAUGCCACCUGAUCUACUGAGUUACUAUAGAACUUUUUUUUUUUUCAUUGAGCCAACUGGUUUUUGAUUAUAAUCCAGAUAGUAUCACUCAAUGUUAAUUUAUAUUAUUUCUUGUGGGCAAUAAUUUAAGCAGGUGUUUGACGUGUUCAAACUGAACAACAGUAGAACCAAUGGAAUCGGCAUUCAAAACUGAAACAUUCCUUGUGUUUGAGGCAUUUCUCAAAUUUGAUAAACUAUCAACUAUUGUAUUGACAUUAUUUAAACAUCCUUUAGCCUUCUGUGCGGCUAAAAUAUAGACUUGUAAUGGUAGAACCACUGAGCAUGAAUUUCAGAGUUAACACUUGAAAUAUUUUUAUUUAUUUUACUGCACCUGUGCAUUUUCAUUUAUUUGUUGAUCAAGAAUUGAAUGACUAUUUGAUUGUAAGUUGAAUUAUUCAGUAUCUUUUGGUUGAUUAGUGGUGACAUUUCACAUUCAAUUCUAUGGUUGUUGAAUUAAGUUAACAGCACACCAAGUUAUUAUAUACAUCCCUAAGGUUUCCAUCUGCAUUUCACAAGCACCAAAUAUCUGGCAUUGCUGCGUUUACAGUUUGCGGAGGCUAUUUAUUUUGUGGGGUUUUAUAUAAUAAAUAAAAUUAAUUUAGAAUUGUAAAGAAAAACUUGCUGUUGGUAUAUAACCUUUUGUAUUAAUCUGAAGGCCCACAUACCAAAUAUACACUGAAAACUUUAGAAUUAUACCUCCAAUGUGUACCAAUGGACAGCCUUUAAUAGUAUUUGGGUGGACUAGGCCAGUGAUAUUUUGUGCUUUUUUUACCCAAGUUGCAUUCAGAAAUAACAUUCUGAAUGCAUUGUUUUCUUAGAAACCACUGGUUGCUGUUUGCAAAGUAUUCAUUUUUGUGAAAAGAAUACAUUAUUUGUUGAAAAACACAGGCAUGUGAAAAAAGCAAUACUGGUAUCUGGAAUUAAAGAGCAUCACUUUGAAUUAUACUAAUUUCAAUAUAAGUGGACUUAAGAUUUAGUAAUAAAUUUAAAUCUUAGCUCCCUUUUUGCCAUCCACAGCAUGUAAGGGCACUAAGGUGUGGAGUAAUAUUUUGUACAAAAGAUUAAUAUGAUCUGAUGAAAAAUGACAUGCACUGAUUGUUUGUAAUAAGAGUCCACCUGUAUUAUUUUGAAUCUUGUAUUGGCUCAGCAGAAAUGGACUAUUUUUAAAUUUUCUGGUGUUGAAUAAUUUUAAUGUAGGAGAGAUUACUGAAUAAUUGCCACUUCAUGAACUUAAUUCUGCAGUAUAUUUUGUAAACCCCAGAUUCUACAACAGGCUUAAUUUUACAUAUCUAUUUCAUCCAAUAUUCCAGUCUAGUAAAGCAAUGUUUUCAGGUUUCAA